This is a messenger RNA of Diachasma alloeum, 2382 nucleotides long. It is a transcript of the gene nompB, whose product is annotated as intraflagellar transport protein 88 homolog. The transcript has 9 exons. The record is from RefSeq and is a predicted model, not a curated record. The coding region runs from base 1 to 2382 and encodes 793 amino acids. Gene Ontology annotation, biological process: intraciliary transport; non-motile cilium assembly. Gene Ontology annotation, cellular component: centriole; non-motile cilium; ciliary basal body. Gene Ontology annotation, molecular function: kinesin binding. NCBI's taxonomy places the organism in Eukaryota, Metazoa, Arthropoda, Insecta, Hymenoptera, Braconidae.
AUGCAAAUUCUAGCCCCAAGUAAGGACAAACCAAUAUCCACUCAUCGGAAAAUGCAAUUCGAAGAACUUGUGAAAGAAAAUAAAGAGAAUCUGCAAGAGAAUGUUCAGCAAACGAUCAUGGAUAAUCAUCAGAAUCUCUCGCAGUACAAUAACCAAAGCCAGACCGCUGAAGAUCCCUUACAUGGAGAAACGAAUCAGUCACAAAUAAUGGAGGUUGAUGAUGUGGAUAGCGCGAGCGUUGUGUGUUUUGUUGGAAAAUCUCGAUCAAAACGCGUCUUUAAUAAGUCAUCAUCCAAAAAAUACAACGACAGUGAACCCUUAACCAAAAAGAGUCACCGCGGUCCAAAGGUGCAGGUUUCGCCUCUUGGUCUCGAGUGGAUGGAGAUAAUUCGUCGAUCCGAACAACUCAAGAGUCAACACAUAGCAUUUUUUGGACGGUUACUAUCAAAUCAUUCUGAUUACUUUCAUCAAGAUACAUUAAUCUUGCAGAGGCCUGAGCGAAUUGAACCUGUACCAUCUGUAAAGAAAAAUAUUCAGAUUCUUUAUAGUAAUGAUAAUGAACAGAAAGGAGAGUAUGGACAUUGGUUUCACCGUACUGGAGCUGGUUUGAUAAGUCGCCCACCCACAGGCCCUCGCCCCAUGACGGCAGUACGGGGUGCAGGAUACACAAGCUCUCGUCAGGUGAUUUUCGAUCCUCUUAAUAUGGGAAAUACUUCCAGGGGUCCAGCACCUCCUCUAGAAUCGAGAAAAGAAGAUACUCCCGAAGAAAAAAUAAAAUCAGCUGAGCGAAAAAUAAUGGAUUUGAUUGAAAGCUCUGCAGAAGCAGCAGUAGGUGAAAAUGUGAGAGUGGCUUUAGAACGAGCCAGAGACGCUUCAUCUAGAGAAAGAGUUCUAAUUCGUCUUCAGGAACAGGCUGGUCUCAGUGACAGCCACAAUGUCGACCUGACCUUGGCAGUUUUAUUCAAUUUAGCCACUCAAUACACUAAUAAUGAGAUGUACACGGAAGCAAUUGCCACUUAUCAAGCAAUAACAAGGAACAGAAUGUUCAGUAAUAGUGCGCGACUUAAAGUAAACGUGGGUAACAUAUAUGUAAAGAUUGGACAACUAUCGCAGGCUAUAAAAAUGUAUAGAAUGGCGUUUGAUCAGGCGCCGGCUGCGCAGAAAGACUUGAGGAUUAAAAUUACGCAUAAUAUUGGAAUGGUAUUGGUGCGAAUGGGGAGACUUGAGGAAGCUGUCAAUAGUUUCGAAUGGGUAAUGAAGGAGAGGUCUGAAUUUAAAGCUGGAUUGCAUGCAAUUUUGUGUCAUUUUGCAUUGAGUCAUCGGGAUAAGAUGAAACGAGGAUUUCUGGAAUUAGUGGAAGUACAGUUGAAUGUUGAUCAAGAAGAUAAAUACACUAUCACGACGGACGAUGUCGCCGCAAAUAUUUUGAAUGAAGUGAUAAGAAAUGAUGAAUUAUCAAAAUUAGAAGCGGCAAUGCAAUCCGAGGCUGAGAAAACUAUUUUAACUGCUGCCAAGCUUAUUGCUCCUGUCAUUGAGGAUACUUUAACUGCAGGAUUUGCGUGGUGUGUAGAUACAAUGAAAUCCUCAGCAUACAGUUCUCUCGCUGCAGAUCUAGAGAUAAACAAGGCGAUGGUAUUCCUUUACAAUCGAGAAAUAGGAUUGGCAAUUGAUACGUUGAAAAUGUUUGAAAAUCGUGACUCGAAGGCCAAUAAUUCUGCAUCUACCAUGCUGUCUUUUAUUAAUUUUCUUCAAGGAGAUUAUGAACAGGCUGAAAAAUAUGCCGAGGCAGCAAGGAAAGUGGACAGUUACAAUGCAGCGGCUUACGUUAAUCUAUCUGCUGUUGCAAUCAAGAGGAAUGAAUUGGACAGAGCGCGAGAAUUGUUACUUUGUGCCCUUGAUAGUGAUGCGAGUCAUGUUCAGGCACUUUAUAAUUUAGGAUUGGUUUACAAAAGACAAGGAUGGUACGAAGAAGCUCUCGAAUGUUUUUGGAAACUGCGAAAUAUCGUACGAUAUGAUCCACAAACGGUAUAUCAAAUCGGCCGCUUAUAUCAGCUCAUAAAAGACAUGGAUCAAGCUGCGGAAUGGUAUAAUCAGUUAUUGACUAUUCUGCCUUCCGACCCUGGAGUGCUCCAAAAGUUGGGAGAAAUGUACGAUAAUUUAGGUGAUAGACAAUCGGCUUUUCAACACUAUCAUGAUUCGUAUCGAUUUUAUCCAGCGAACUUUGAAGUCAUUGACUGGCUUGGGUCUUACUAUAUCGGAAUGCAAGCAUUUUCGAACAAUCACGUAAGGGUCUCCAACUUCCAGGGGAAGUUUGCUCUCUUCAAGGGUAAGUGUACCAAGUACUUGCCACCCUUGGAUCUGAUACGCAUUGCUACGAAGUGA